Orycteropus afer afer is the source of this 837-nucleotide messenger RNA. It is a transcript of the gene PRNP, whose product is annotated as prion protein. Gene Ontology annotation, cellular component: membrane. The record is from RefSeq and is a predicted model, not a curated record. Gene Ontology annotation, biological process: protein homooligomerization. NCBI's taxonomy places the organism in Eukaryota, Metazoa, Chordata, Mammalia, Tubulidentata, Orycteropodidae.
AGUCGCUGACAGCCGCGGCGCUGCGAGCUGCUUCUCUUCUCUUCCCUACGGACACCAGUCGUCAUGAUGAAAAGCGGCUUGGGCUGCUGGAUCCUGGUUCUCUUUGUGGCCACAUGGAGUGACAUGGGCCUCUGCAAGAAGCGACCAAAGCCUGGAGGAGGAUGGAACACUGGAGGCAGCCGAUAUCCAGGGCAGGGGAGUCCUGGCGGCAACCGCUACCCACCCCAGGGUGGUGGUGGCUGGGGUCAGCCUCACGGUGGUGGCUGGGGACAGCCCCACGGUGGUGGUGGCUGGGGACAACCCCACGGUGGUGGUGGCUGGGGACAGCCCCAUGGUGGGGGUGGCUGGGGUCAAGGUGGCUCCCACAGUCAGUGGAACAAGCCCAGUAAACCAAAAACCAACAUGAAGCAUGUGGCAGGGGCGGCCGCGGCUGGGGCGGUAGUGGGAGGCCUUGGUGGCUAUAUGCUGGGAAGCGCAAUGAGCAGGCCUCUCAUACAUUUUGGUAACGACUACGAGGACCGUUACUAUCGUGAAAACAUGUACCGUUACCCCAACCAAGUGUACUACAGGCCCGUGAAUGAGUACAGCAGCGAGAACAACUUUGUGCAUGACUGCGUCAACAUCACAGUCAAGCAGCACACCACCACCACCACCACCAAAGGAGAGAACUUCACCGAGACCGAUAUCAAGAUAAUGGAGCGUGUGGUCGAACAGAUGUGCAUGACCCAGUACCAGAAGGAAUUCCAGGCUUACCAGAGAGGGUCGAGCGUGGUCCUCUUCUCCUCCCCUCCCGUGAUCCUCCUCAUCUCUUUCCUCAUCUUCCUGAUAGUGGGAUGA